Molecule: messenger RNA, 744 nt
Organism: Ceraceosorus bombacis
Lineage: Eukaryota; Fungi; Basidiomycota; Exobasidiomycetes; Ceraceosorales; Ceraceosoraceae
Source: the annotation of a GenBank genome assembly
AUGCCCAUGAGCGCCGCUACGCCCGUCGCCACCCCUGCCAAGAGCAUCCCCCCUCCUGCCGCACCGGCGGGUCCUACGCUCACUGCAUCUCCCGGCAAAAGCCCGUUGGCGGCAGCUCCAUCCACCAAUGCGCAGCCACCCACCCAGCCAGCAGCAGCCAAAGCGGCACAGUCGAGCGCCACACCCACCAAGCCUGCAUCGCACCAUGGCAAGAACCACAGUCACGGCGCCUCUUCUCUGAAGGGUGAAUCAGCUCAGAAUAGCGAUACCGGCAACAAGCAAGAUUCGACGUCCGCUACGGCUUCCAAGCGUGGAGGCAAGGCACGCAGGGGCAGGGGCGGUGGCGGCAAUGCUAGCGGUCGAUCCGACAACGAGGGCACGGGUCGAUCCGACGCUGAAGGUAGAGCCUCUGGCAACGAGUCUGCUCGCAGUCGUGCUGGAGGAUCAGCAGCAACGCCGACCACUCCCAACACGCCAGCAAAUGGCAAAGCGGAUUCAAACGCUGCUGGGAAUGACGGAGGUGCAAAGAGCGGCGAUGAAGGCGCCAAGAAGGAAGGAAGUGGAGGCCAGAAGAGGAACAACAACAGCAACAGAGGCGGAAAGAAGAACAGGGGAGGAGGUGCCGGUGGAAAUGCUAGCGGGACACCUCAUCAAGGUGGCGGCAGCAACAAGAAGGCCCAAAAUGACGGAGGAAAGGCAGACGGCGGCUCCAAGCAACCCGUUAUUCCUACAAGCUGGGAGUGA